AUGAUCACUUCGUCUGAAUGUGAAGAGAAUAGCCCCUUGAUUCAAACAUUGUUUCCAGCUAGAGGCACAUAUUCAUCUCGACCCCAAUCGAUUUUACGAAGGAGAUCAAUAUGGCAAGAAGACCUCGUUGUCAUUGAGGGUUGGCAAGUCCAGCUUCAAGGUCCUGGGACUUCCCGAGCUUCGUCCAGUAGCACUUUCUCUGUUUCUGUUUCUCCAGCACCUACAUUCUCCGAGGAGAAAAAAAAAAAACCAUAUGGCCUCUCUGCCAUCAUGUUCAAGCACUGUGCGGGAACAAGUGAAUUUGAUUCAUCGCCCUGGGACCUGAACAUAUGCCGCGAAGCUACGGUAUACGGCUUCGACAUGCACCCGCGCAAAUUCUCGCAGCGGUUCUCUCUCUACCUUCGAGACAACGUCAAGACAACGCGUACAAUCGACUUUGCGCCAUCGCCCUAUUCGUACGAGCUACUGGGUCGCAUGCGCCGCCAUUGA
Ramularia collo-cygni is the source of this 489-nucleotide messenger RNA. RefSeq lists its product as uncharacterized. Bases 1 to 489 code for a protein of 162 amino acids. The transcript has a single exon. NCBI's taxonomy places the organism in Eukaryota, Fungi, Ascomycota, Dothideomycetes, Mycosphaerellales, Mycosphaerellaceae. The record is from RefSeq and is a predicted model, not a curated record.